Molecule: messenger RNA, 540 nt
Organism: Ilex paraguariensis (yerba mate)
Lineage: Eukaryota; Viridiplantae; Streptophyta; Magnoliopsida; Aquifoliales; Aquifoliaceae
Source: the annotation of a GenBank genome assembly
AUGGCUUCUAAGCUUUUCCUUCUUGUGCUUGUUGCUCUUGUUUGCACCACAAAUGGUAGGAAGCUUGUGAGCUCAAAGGGUUCUUCCGAAGAUGAGAAAACUCUCUUUCAUCGACCAGGAUCCGGUGGUGGGCUAGGUGGUGGAGGUGGUGGUGGUUUUGGAGGCGGUGGAGGUGGAGGGUUAGGCGGUGGUUCCGGUUUUGGUGGUGGGGCUGGUUCUGGUGGGGGUGCUGGUGGCGGUGGUGGACUUGGUGGAGGCGGGGGUGGAGGGUUUGGUGGUGGUGGUGGAGGAGGAUUAGGUGGAGGGUCAGGUUUUGGAGCUGGUGGUGGAUAUGGGGGUGGAGCAGGGGCUGGUGGUGGGCUAGGAGGAGGAGGUGGUGGAGGCUUAGGUGGCGGCGGUGGAGGUGGUCUUGGGGGUGGUGCCGGUGGUGGAUAUGGUGGAGGAGCGGGUGGUGGGAUUGGAGGAGUAGUUCUGAAAAAAGUACUGAAAAAUAUACAACACAUGAAGAGGAGCUUGAAGACUUGGAACGAGAAGUAUUAG